AUGGUUAAACUUGCAGAAGAAGAAUUAGAAAAAGAAGCCAUAUCAUUCAAAGAAAUUUCUAAUAAAUUAAAAAAAUUUCUUAUUCCAAAACAUCCUCAUUCACACUUAUCAUGUAUCUUAGAGAUUCAUGCAGGUGUAGGUGGUCAUGAAGCAUCAUUAUUUGCAGCAGAAUUGUUAAGAAUGUAUCAAAAAUAUACAAUUACAAAAAAUUGGAAACCCGAAAUAUUAUCAAUAAGUAAAAAUGAAGGUAACGAAGGAAUUUCUGAAGCUAUUCUACAAGUCGAUGGUCUGGGAGCGUUUGGAAGAUUAAAAAAUGAAGCAGGAGUUCACAGAGUUCAACGAAUUCCAACUACUGAAUCCAAAGGAAGAACACAUACCAGCACUGCAACAGUUAUUGUUCUUCCAAAGGUAGAUGAAAAACAAGAGUUUGAUAAAAUUGAUAUGAAAGAAGUAAAAAUAGAAGUAAUGAGAUCAAGGGGAGCAGGAGGACAACAUGUAAAUAAAACAGAGUCUGCUGUAAGAAUGACCCAUAUACCAACGGGAAUAACAGUUUCUAUGCAAGAUUCUCGCUCACAACAUCAAAAUCGUGCAAAAGCCCUUAUAAUACUAAAAUCUAGAGUUGCUGCUUUAAAAAGUCAAAAAAACGCAGAACAUCAAAGAUUACAACGUAAAUCUCAAGUGCCAUCAACUACUCGACCAGAUAAAAUCAGAACAUAUAAUUUUCCACAAAAUAGGAUAACAGAUCAUCGUUGUGGUUACAGUUUGUAUGAUUUAGAUAGUUGCAUGAAUGGUGAAGGUGGACUAGAUUUGUUAUUUAACGAGUUAGAUUCAUGGACAAUUCAGAUGGAAUUAGAGACAAAUAUUAUAAAUGGACCAAAAUAA
Molecule: messenger RNA, 882 nt
Organism: Pneumocystis jirovecii RU7
Lineage: Eukaryota; Fungi; Ascomycota; Pneumocystomycetes; Pneumocystales; Pneumocystaceae
Product: peptide chain release factor 1
Exons: 4
Coding region: 1-882 (293 amino acids)
Biological process (GO): translational termination
Molecular function (GO): translation release factor activity
Source: RefSeq, a predicted model, not a curated record